AUGCCCGGAAUGCUUGGGCGGGCUGGUCUGUGGAUUCUACUUUUGAGGCUGCAGGCCGGCGCUGGGAAUGCAGGUGCAGCGGAUGAUGAGUGCGGACACGAGUCAGGGCAGUCCUGCACUCUGCAGAUGCUUCAGCAUGUCGCCGAGCGGCGGCUGCGCUCGUAUGGCCCCAUGCGCCCGGACCCUUCCGUUGUGCGGUGGAACCAGGUGCCCUCCGGUGGCCGUCUCAUCACCGGCACGCUGAGCGUCUUCCUGGACCCUGCAGAUGCGAAGAGCCCCCAACUGGAGCUGGAGAUCGCCAUGUACUUUUCAGACCAGCAGCCUGCGCCUUUGGGACCCUUGCUGCUUCACUGUGGGGGUCCGGGUUCCGACAGCAGCUGCCUCAGAUACGCUUGGGGCUCCCACCUCGAAGGCUACGACGUUUGGUCCAUCUCGCAGCGUGGAAUCGGGCCGAGAGCCGAUCCGGCGCUGAACUGCAACAACUCCCACCUUCCCUCGGGAUGCCCGGCCACAGGUUGCCAAAUCAGCGACUUCACUGACUGCCCGUGUGCUCUGCUGGAUGGGACGCCCCAGAUCGGCGAGAUUUGGGCGGACAUCGACCCGCAGAACGAGACGCAGGUGGAGCAUCUCCUGAGGAAGAGAGAUGCCUGGGGCAGCAGGUGCGCAGCCUCUCCAAAGUUUCAGUUGCAAGGGGCCAACAGCAAGACCUACAACUUUUUGGAGUACGUGGGAUCCCAGUUUCUAGCCUACGACAUUGAUCGGUUUCGUCGUGCAAUUGGGGCACAGAAGAUGAGCUUCUAUGGGUACAGUUAUGGAACAUACGUGGCCGGUGUGUAUGCUUCGGCCUUCAGUGAGUUUACGGGCCGCGUAGUUCUGGAUGGCAAUAUGGAUCCUACGCCCCGGAAGACCGCACAAGCCACUGGCGAUGCGUUAGCCAACGACAAAUUCAUCGCGUUCUUGCUGAAUACCUGUAAAGCCGCAUCAGACUGUCCGCUGGAAGACCCCGAAGGGGAGUACGACCAGAUCGUGGCUGCAGCUCGUCGGGGCAACUUGACAGCGCCUACAAAGUCCGGGAUGCAGUUCCCAUUGACAGUUGGCAUGCUGAUGGCUUACAUUCAGACCGAGUCGGCAUCAAACUCCGGCAGGCUGUUUCACAGAAUCCUGGAUACUUUGGCAGGGCUCUCUCCGAAAGCCAGUUCUGAGACGAUUCAGUCAACAGUCGCCUUCAUCUUGGAUGGGUUCUGCUUUGUAAAAGGCGCUAGCACCUGGUACAACUAUGACAUUUGUGUUGGUCCUGGGCAAACAGCGGAGGACGAGGAAGGCACUGGUCAGGAUUUUGGAGAGCCGUACAUGCAGCAGUGUGCGGUUUGGGGUGUCGAUCAGGCAGGAUACUUUGACGUCCCGGACCUCCUGCGUCAGUGGAAAUCUGCUGCCUCCAGUAAAGGUGAUGCCGGUUUGGCUGCAGUGGUGGGAGACAUGGUGGGCUAUUUCCUUUGGCCAGUGAAGGCGACCCCGAACGCACCGAUGGGUAGUUCUAUCGUGUACCCGCUGGUUGUGGGCAAUUUGUUUGACCCGGCUACCAGCUACAGCUGGGCGCAGAACAUGAAGAGUGCAUUUCCCGGCGGGUCGCUGAUUACGUGGCAGGGGAUCGGCCACACCUUUCCAUCUCACGCAACCGAUUACAACAAAGAUGCAGUCAAGGAGUGUCAAGCUCACAUCAAGGCUUACCUCCAGAAGGGCACCAUGCCCGUAAAUGGUUUGACGUGCUUUCAGGUGCGGUACGAGAUUGCUCUGGAGGCCUUGAGGCGCCGCCGAACCAGUGCCCUCCGCUGGCGAAAAUACUCGAUCAGUACGGUCGCAGGGCUGAGGCGGAUCCACAACAUCCUCCAUCGGGGAUCGCACAGAUUCAAGGGAGACUUACAGCUCUGGUAUCAACACGUGGACUUCUGUUUGAGAAGUGGCAGUACGGCGAUGCUGACACGGGUGCUGAUGCGGGCAGUGAAGUACCACCCGAAAGAGGUUCAUCUCUGGCUGCUUGCUGCAGAUCGAGAACUCCAGCAAGGGCAUGUUGAAGCUGCGCGGAAGCUCCUGCUGCGGGGCCUGCGGUGCGUGCCCACAUCGGUCAAGCUUCUCGUCGAAUUCUUGCGAUUGGAGGUGGGUGUUGCUGGUCAGUUGCUUGCAGCUGAGCAGCUGAAACAGGAAGAAGACGCCGAGGCAAAGACAGAGGAUGCCGGCACAAAGGAUGUUUGGGCGCCCUCUCGCCUGCUCUUCCGAAAGGCCGUAGCCAAGCUCGAAGGAAAUGUGGCAAACCUGGCCAGCUACCUGGCAGCGAGCGCGCAGCUGCUGCAUCAAGCGCAAGAGAAGUGGAGCACCUCGAGUGGGUUAUCGGAGUGGGCCGAGUCCUUGCGAGAAGCAGCUGCCAAGAGUCGCCCAGGUGUUGGGCACAGCUCGAGUGGUCAGGAAGAGGUGGACGCUCCGGCCACGAGCAUCUGGGAGGUUUGGUGGACGGAGGAGCUUCGAGCCGGAGGAAGCUGGUCGGACCUGGCACCUGUGAUAGCUGAAUGCAGCAUUGGUGCGGUCAUCGCAGGGGCUGUUGAGGCGAUGUGGCAGCAGUACCAGAAGGUGGCUUCCGGAAAGGAGCUCCGCACUCCUCUUCUGGCGAUGGCCAAGUCGCCUGCUGCCGUGUCAGACGUCGAUGCUGCGUUGAAAGUCUUGGAGACCUUUUCGGUGGCGGUGCCCUCCAUGAGCGAUGACGCAGUCAAGGCAGCUGUCGAAGAGCUGCGACAACGGGCAGCUGGGGCCUUGUUUUGUCACCUGUGCGGCAAUACCAAACCAGGCUUCUUUGAACAGGAUCUGCGCGGGGUAUGUAAGAAUCCCGAGAUCCCGAUGUACCCUUUUUAG
Symbiodinium sp. CCMP2592 is the source of this 2901-nucleotide messenger RNA. The record is from the annotation of a GenBank genome assembly. NCBI's taxonomy places the organism in Eukaryota, Dinophyceae, Suessiales, Symbiodiniaceae.